Molecule: messenger RNA, 336 nt
Organism: Solanum dulcamara
Lineage: Eukaryota; Viridiplantae; Streptophyta; Magnoliopsida; Solanales; Solanaceae
Product: ATP synthase subunit alpha, chloroplastic-like
Exons: 1
Coding region: 1-336 (111 amino acids)
Biological process (GO): proton motive force-driven ATP synthesis; proton transmembrane transport
Molecular function (GO): ATP binding; ADP binding; proton-transporting ATP synthase activity, rotational mechanism
Source: RefSeq, a predicted model, not a curated record
AUGGCGGGUGAAUUAGUAGAAUUUGAAGAGGGUACAAUAGGCAUUGCUCUCAAUUUGGAAUCAAAUAAUGUUGGUGUUGUAUUAAUGGGCGACGGUUUGUUGAUACAAGAAGGAAGUUCUGUAAAAGCAACGGGAAGAAUUGCUCAGAUACCCGUGAGUGAGGCUUAUUUGGGUCGUGUUGUAAAUGCCCUGGCUAAACCUAUUGAUGGUAGAGGUGAAAUUUUAGCUUCUGAAUUUCGAUUAAUUGAAUCUGUCGCCCCGAAUAUUAUUUCGCGUCGUUCUGUAUAUGACCCUCUUGAAGCUCUACGUGACGAGAUCACCGCGUGCCAAGGAUGA